GGUCAUGAUAAUGAAAUGAGGCUAAGGUCAUGUUCCCGGUCACAGCGCAAACUGGUAUACGUCUUCCAGAUGGGAAGGGCACUUUUCCGCCCACAUUUAUAGGUUUACCGACUCCAUUGCACGGUUGGACUCACGUACAUAUCCAAAGUGCAGUUUGUUUUGAGUGGCUCUGUGAGAUGAUUCUUUGGAGUUUAAGUCUUCAACUAUAACAGCGGUAGUAUAAAUAUGUUUCGGAGCAGAAAUAGUGUACUGCCAUAACAUCAGGAGGUGUGUUAUGUUGUAAGCCAAUGAAAAGAUUCGAAAAUGUGACUCGGAUGCCGGGUGAUCAGAGCCACGCUUGUGAAUGAAAGUCCGUCGAUGUAUAUAAUCACAUACAUAAAGCGUAUUUAUACCAUGGAGAUAUUACCUCCACGAUAAAAAAUCAUGCAAGCAUCGCUCACUGAAUGGAUAUAACCGAGGCAUUACGCUGGUCCAUCGGGCGAGGGGUUUUCUUAUAACGAAGGUAUAUGGCUACAGCGACUGAUCACCGGAAGUUUGAGUUGAACUUUAAAGGGAUAGAUUGAACUAUAGAACGGCAUGUCUGCCACCAAGAGGAAGUAUGUUGCAGCACUGAUUUUAUUUGGAACCUGUGGAUUUCUUGCCACUUGGUACAAUAGCAGAUUAGGAGACGUUAGACUCGUCCAAGAUGCCAGUCCAGACGUUUUCUCGACGGAUGCAAGUGAGAAUGGCUACCGGAUUUCAGGACAUAGAUCUACCAGUAUAAUUAAGGAAUUAUCAUCAUCUUUAAAAGAUUUCAAAGCAACGGAUAGAAAAAUGUUAUCCAAUCAUCUCCGUACCGCAGAGGGGGUUCUUCAGACAGAGACAUCGGUAGAAGAGGAAUCCUACGAUUUCGAGGAGGAACAACUCAAGAGACAGGAGCACCUUGAAAAAGCAUGCAGCCGUCUUGGGAUCAGUCGGACUCUACCACCGGUUUCAUGGGAGACGACCGUGCAUUUUCUCGCGAGUGACAAGUUCAAGUUCAUCUUCUGUUUCGUACCAAAGAUCUCCUGCACAACCUGGAAAGAAAUCAUGGCGAAGCUCUAUCACCUAGACCGGAAUCCUUUGCAAAUGGUGCCCAAAGCGAUCAAGGGUGUACAGGCCAAGAGGAAAUGGAAGGUUCUGAAGUUGAGUGAUAUCGGGAAUCCCGAGAAAGUUAAGAAACGAUGGAAGACGUACAACAAAGUGAUGUUCACGCGGGAACCUCUCGAAAGAACGCUUUCUGCUUAUUUAGACAAGUUUGUUUAUGGCAAGACCAGCUUUGAAAGGCAAUUCGGUGGCGCUAUCGUGAAGCAAUACCGGGACAAGCAUAUUUCGAAAGUGAAGUUCCCUCUCAAAGAAAAAAUCCGAUUUGACGAAUUCAUCCGUUUCAUUACGGAUAAAGGUCCGAAUGCUCCGAUGACACAACAGACGGAUCACUGGUUGCCGGUUAGCCGGAUAACCUCCCCGUGUCGUUUCAAAUAUGAUUUCCUCGGACACUACGAAACUCUGCAAUAUGAUGCACCUUACGUCAUAAAACAUUUUAAUCUGUCUAGGUACGUGACCUUUCCAGAAGUUCAUAGUUCAAGGUCACAUGAAAAGCUAAUCAAUGCAUAUAAGGAUAUACCGCAAGACCUUAUAUACCGUCUUGUUGACUAUUAUAGGACUGAUUAUGAAUUAUUUGGUUACUCGGCAAAUGCAACCUUAGAUAUCAUAUUUAAUGGAAGAAACAGAGAGAAAAGAUAAAGCUUCACUUAAAUCAAAGAUGUUGGUUGGAACUUGCAAUAUGAUUUUCUUUUUUAAUGCAGCUGAUGUGGUAUUAGCAGUCGAGACGAGAUGCGAUAAUAAUAUAUUUGCCUUGCACGAUUUGCCAAUGAAUAUGAGAACUGAUGCCUUAUGAAAUUGACUGAACUUGAUUGAAAUAUUCAGAUUCGAAUUCGUAUUUAUUCGUUUUCAACAGUAAAAAUGGUUCAGAAUGAUUUAAAAUAAUUACAUCCGAUAAGUACACGGUAAACAAAAACAUAAAAAUUAUAAUGCUUCUUUGUGAUUAUUCAUUGAUUUUCCUAAGUAAAUUAAAUAUUUAACUAUUUCCGUAAAACAUUCAAAUUAAGUCUUCCUAACUCAUAUUUAAGUUUAUUUGAAUUUACUUGAUUUUCUGUUAUGAGGUUCAAUAUACAUUAAAUGAAACUAAAGCAAUUCUACACUGUCAAAAAUUAUUUGAAAGUACUCAAUAAAAUUGAGGCAAAAAUUGCCUUAAUCUUUUCAAGUAUUUAUAAGUUUUAAGUAAAAUUUACUUAUAUUUUUUGUAUCCAUUUUACUCAAGUAAAUUAAGUUACGACAACUUAAUUCAUUUAAGUAAGACAACUUAAUUCAAUUAAGUAAAAACAAUCACUGAAAAAUGGAGAAAAAAAUGGGGAGUGUACUUUCGUGAUUCGAAAAACUGCUCCCCCAUCGCCCCACUUUCAAUGGCAUCAUUUUCAUCGUAGACAUCUUUUAUUCAAAUAUUAUACGUUAUGCAUUGUAACUUACCUGUACAUGAUAGGUACUGACAUUUAUAUUUAUACGCGACCGGUUCUCAUCCUAACAAAUAAAACAAUGAGAAUAAUGAAACAUUUUCCGAAAACCUAGAAAGAAAUCUGAAAUUUUCUGAUGAGUGACUAUUUAAUGUUGCUCUUUCUUUGAUUCAACAAAAGAAUAACAUAUUUUGCACACCCUUAUCCAAAACAACUUCAAAGACAAAUAGAUAUGAAAGUUCUUUCAGAUUUUAAAAUGUACUUGCUAUUAAUGAACAUUCAGGUAUUAUUUAAAUAAGGCGUUAAUUGAAAAAUAUAAGUACAUUCAACAUUAUUCACAAGUUAUUAUUAUCUUUGCCUAAUGAGUUAGAUAUACUUGAUCGAAUACGUGAAUUUUCGUAAAUGUAUAUUGAACCCAAAUAAAUCAAGUAAAUUAAAAGACAAGUUAAAUCUACUGAAAAAAAUCGAGAAAUAAUUACAAAUAAUAAAUUCUACUUAUAUACAUUGCGUUUUAAGUACUUAUUCUGAGAAUUUUUUUACAGUGAACUUACUUCGAUUAAAUAAGUUUGAAUUUAAUUGAGCAAAUUAUAUUUAAAGGACAAGUUCACCCCACCAAAAAGUUGAUCUGAAUAAAAAGAGAAAAAUCCAACAAGCAUAACACUGAAAAUUUCAUCAAAAUCAGAUGUAAAAAAAGAAAGUUAUGACAUUUUGAAGUUUCGCUUAAUUUCACAAAACAGUUAUAUGCACAUCCUGGUUGGUAUACACAUGAGGAAACUGAUGACGUCAUCCACUCACUAUUUCUUUUGUAUCUUAUUACAUGAAAUAUGAAAUAUUCUAAUUUUCUCUUCAUUGUCAAGUGAAAAAGAGAUUAAUUCCUCCUGAACAUGUGGAAUUAGCAUUGUUUGAUACUAUAUAGUUCAGCCACGUUGGUCCUUAUUGUCAAAUCUGUAAAAAAAAUGAAAUAUUGUCUAAUUCAAACAAUAAAAAAGAAAAGAAACAGUGAGUGAGGGAUAUCAUCGACUGUCUCAUUUGCACUUCACUCAGUUGUGCGUAUCACUGUUUUGUGAAAAAAGCGAGACUUUAAAAUGUCAUAACUUUCUUUUUUUACAUCUGAUUUUGAUGAAUUUUUCAGUGUUAUGCUUGUUGGAUUUUUCUCUUUUUAUUCAGAUCAACUUUUUGGUGGGGUGAAUUUGUCCUUUAAAUAU
Messenger RNA from Lytechinus pictus (painted urchin), 3733 nucleotides. RefSeq names its product carbohydrate sulfotransferase 14-like. Bases 577 to 1761 code for a protein of 394 amino acids. The record is from RefSeq and is a predicted model, not a curated record. Gene Ontology annotation, biological process: carbohydrate biosynthetic process. Lineage: Eukaryota; Metazoa; Echinodermata; Echinoidea; Temnopleuroida; Toxopneustidae. Gene Ontology annotation, molecular function: sulfotransferase activity. Gene Ontology annotation, cellular component: membrane. The transcript is spliced from 4 exons.